AUGCCGUCCGCCUUCUCAGUCAGCUCAUUCCCUGUCAGCAUUCCUGCCGUGAUCACGCAGACAGACUGGACCGAGCCGUGGCUCAUAGGGCUGGCUGUCUUCCACAUUCUGUGCCUGCUGCUCACAUGUCUCUCAUCCCAGAGGUAUAAACUACAGGUCGGACAUUUCCUGUGCUUAGUAAUUUUAGUGUAUUGUGCUGAAUAUAUCAACGAAGUAGCAGCAAUGAACUGGAGGUUAUUUUCAAAAUACCAGUAUUUCGAUUCACGGGGGAUGUUCAUUUCCAUAGUGUUCUCGGCACCACUGCUGCUCAACGCCAUGAUCAUUGUGAUUAUGUGGGUCCGAAAGACUUUGGAUGUGAUGGCUGACCUGAAAACCCUACAGGAGAAGAGAAGAGAAAGGAAAAGAAAGGAAGAGUGA
Molecule: messenger RNA, 417 nt
Organism: Odobenus rosmarus divergens (Pacific walrus)
Lineage: Eukaryota; Metazoa; Chordata; Mammalia; Carnivora; Odobenidae
Gene: TMEM18
Product: transmembrane protein 18-like
Exons: 5
Coding region: 1-417 (138 amino acids)
Cellular component (GO): nuclear membrane
Source: RefSeq, a predicted model, not a curated record